Molecule: messenger RNA, 651 nt
Organism: Peronospora matthiolae
Lineage: Eukaryota; Oomycota; Peronosporomycetes; Peronosporales; Peronosporaceae
Source: the annotation of a GenBank genome assembly
AUGUACGAAGGGAUUGACAACUUGAAAUCCCUUUACGACCGUUCCGGGAAGACUUUCUACGGCGGUCCUUCUGCGGCACAGGAUGUGCCGCGUCGUACUACUCAACCAGACCCAGUACGUCAACCAUCAGAUGGGAGCGGGGCUCCCAGGAAUCCCAGGACGGGGGAUAGCCGCGCCACCGGACGAGAUAACUCGUCCGACGUCCGUUCACGUCGCGGUGGUUCAACAGCUGCUCAACUAGAUAGCGCUGGCCACCGUGAGAGUUCUCUAAUGGAGGUGGAGGAGGAGGAAAGACGCUCUCCACACGAUCAUGUGGAUCGGUGUGUUCCCGAGAGCUUCUUUGAUCGCGUAACGCAAGGGUUACGCAACGAUCUCGAACAUGAGCGGGACAGGCGUCUCCAAAUGGCGGACACUGUCUCGAAGCAUCGAGCUGAGUUUGCCUUUGCUCAGCUCGAGAACGAGAGAUCUCUGACAUCUCUUCGUGACGAGCUAAGGGUAGCUCGUGGGAUCGUUGAUCGGUCUCGGGAUGAGAUAGCUGCUCUUCAGACCCUUGUUGAUGCCCACCAUCGGGAGCACAAGGCUCUCUGCGAGAUGCUUGAGCGCAAGGGCGUUCUUCAUUGGAAGAAGCAGCGUACUGAUGGUACGGCUUAA